CUCACACACACACACACACACACACACACAGCGUCGCCUUUUCGUGCAGGUGUUGGAUCGUGUAGUGGAUUCCGCACGAAGCUCACAAACUACCACACGGAUACCUCCUCCUCUGUGAUGGCUGGUGUCCGGCUCACCAGCGAGGUUGACGUUUUUUAGCUCCCGCUGUAAAAGGGAAAAAAGAGCGACGUGGCGCGAGCUUUCGGCCGAGGAGGAGACCCCCCACCGGCACCAUUAAUCCCGAACCGAGCCGCACCAUGGCCGCGUCUCUCAUCCGAACCUGCCGCAGUCUGGCUCUCUCGACGUGGCUGCUGUCGUUUUGUUUCGUGCACUUGCUGUGCCUGGACUUCACGGUGGCGGAGAAGGAGGAGUGGUACACCGCCUUCGUGAACAUCACCUACCUGGACCCCGUCACUUCGGAGGUCAAGACGGAGAAGACCGAGUGCGGUCGCUACGGCGAGCAGUCGCCCAAGAAAGAAGCCAGAGGUCUCGUGCUGGUGCCCUCGGGCCUGCAGGACAGGCAGGCGUGCGACCCGGGCGUCCGGUUCCCCCCGGUGCCGCCGAACGCCGCCUGGGUGGCGUUGGUGGCGGCGGGGAACUGUUCGUUCCGGGAGAAGAUCGGUAACGUGGCGCACUACAACGCCUCUGCGGUUGUCAUCUACAACGUCGGCUCCGGCGGCGCAAACGACACCAUAACGAUGCCCCAUCCAGGUACAGGCGACGUUGUGGCCGUCAUGAUCCCGGAGCCUAAAGGCCGGGAGAUUGCAGCCCUGCUGGAGCAGAAAAUCCUGGUCACGCUGUACAUCUCCGUGGGGACCCGCAACCUGCAGAAAUAUGUGAGCAGGACGUCGGUGGUGUUUGUCUCCAUCUCCUUCAUCGUCCUCAUGAUCAUCUCCCUGGCCUGGCUCGUCUUCUACUACAUCCAGAGGUUCCGCUACGCCAACGCGCGAGACCGCAACCAGAGACGUUUGGGAGACGCCGCCAAAAAGGCCAUCAGUAAGCUGCAAGUCCGCACCAUUAGGAAAGGAGACAAGGAGACCGAGUCAGACUUUGACAACUGUGCCGUUUGCAUUGAAGGUUAUAAGCCGAACGACGUGGUGAGGAUUUUACCAUGCAGGCACGUCUUCCAUAAGCACUGUGUCGACCCGUGGCUACAAGACCACCGGACGUGUCCCAUGUGUAAAAUGAACAUCCUCAAGGCCUUGGGGAUCCCGCUCAACGCGGAUUGUUUAGAUGACGUUCCUCCAGACUACGGGAUGUCCGGCGGCGGUGAAUACACCAACCCCAUCAGCGGCGCCAGCGAAAUGACGGUCAACGAAAGCUCCGUGGUUCUGGAUCCGGCCGGGAGAGCGACCGACCCGCAGCAGCUCCGUCCCGAUGAAGACACAGAACCUCGGGCGGCAGAAAGCCAAAUCAUCGCCGGCUGUGGGCACCAGCCUCCACCCGGCAGUGACUCCGACACCUCUGUCAUCCUGGGCGUGGAGGUGGACAUGCCUGAACUAGACCUUUCCAUGGAGCCAGAAUUGUACCGGGCCAAAUCCUGAGCCAAUGAAAGUUGAGAUAAAAAGAAUGAAUCACCAAGAGGAGGACAACAAAAGCAUGACAGAGUAACCGGGGCCCCCCCAAAGAGAUUCCCCACGUCUUUUAUCCCGUGGCGGAGGCGACUUCACAGAAGGGCAAAUACAAUACAAUACAAUACAGUGGUCCAACCCCCCCGAAAAGAAAAAAACUAUCUGUCCCUGCAUCUGUGGAUGUGGUUCUUGUUCAUUUCCUAGCAGUCAUACCUCACAUUUUUGUGGGUUUGAGUGAUAUGCUGACAAGACCACAGGCUCUCACGUUGGUGGCCAAGUUUGUGUAACACGUCGUCUCUUCAUACAGAUGAGGGUUCAUGAUGCAAUAUGCAGAGCGUUAAUAUAGCAAAGUAAAGAUAUAGUGGAGUAAACGUCUGCCUGAGAAGAGAGCGAUCCAAAGUCCUCUGCCCCGUGCUGACAUUUCCAGUCCAGUCGCAUGUGUAUUUUAGUGCAUGUGAGUUUGCCCCCCCCCCCCACCUGUGCACUGUCCCCACAGAGUGGUCACAGCUGAUCACGCCCUCCUCACCAGCACCGAUGGCCCUGUCAGCACUGUUCUUCGCACUGUUAGCUGCCAGCCAAAAGCUCAGCCAUUGCCACGUUGAGAGUCUCGCAGGUGGAAUGAGGCCCAAUGUUUGAAAAAGAUAAUGUUUCUAAAACGGUGGCUCGACACAAUUUAAGCACAGAAGCAGCAGAGUGUCGUUAAGGUCAGAUUGUAGCUUUAAUUUUGUUUUUUUCCCCCUCGAAAACUUGAAGCACAGGUCUUUAAAGGUCCAUGUGGUCACGUGACACUCAAAGAGUCGAAAUGUGUAUGCACACGUUAUGCUGUAAUCUCUUUUAUAUUUAUAAAUGUAACGGUUUCUCCAAUUUUGAAAGACCUUCAUUAAUAACCUACAUUUUACCCACUGAAUAUUCCGGUUGCUGAGAUAACGACACCAAAAAGCAGGUAGAUAUUUCUGCCCUUGACAAUCAUCGCUUUCCACGGGCAACGUCACCGGCUGCCCCCGCUGAGACUGCUGCGGCUUCACGUCACAGUGAUCCGCCGGGGUCCGUGUGCACAAACCUCCGACAUCCAUCAGAGCAAUGGUCGAAAUAUUCAAACCGGUCUUUGUGCCCGGGGCGAUCAGUCGUAGAUGUUUAAACGCUGUUGUCGUUUCAUGCACACGUGAGUGUUAAACAGAAUGGCCCCGAAAUGAACAUGAACACCGGCUGGAUGUCGAUAUCGACAAAAUGAAAAAUUAGAUCCUUUUGGAUGCCCAGUCAGUAACACCUUCAUUUAAGGUGUUAAAUGCUAUUACAAACAUUUAUUUACAAGGCAGAAAAAAAAGUGGACUGGUGGAUAAGUUUAGUUUUGUAAUUGAUCCCCACUGAGUCGGCUCAUUUGGGAAACCCACAUGCAUGCAGACCUUGAUAAUAUCUCAGUACAAAAGCACCUGAGCAACUGAGAAAUGACAGGAUAAACACCAGCUUAGUGGAGGCAAGGUGCCAAACCAACGAAAUAAAGGUGUGUUUUUAUAUGUAGCUCGUACUCUCGUACGCACGUCUGUGGCGAUGCUGACUGUUCAUUCACGUGGAUCGUCUUUAACGAUUUUUGGUAGAAUCCAUUCAUUUUUUUUUCCUUUUUUAUUGUUUCGCCGUUGCCCUGCCAAUCCCCUCCUCAUUACUUUUCCACUAAUGUCAAAUUGAAGAAGAUCCAUGGAAUUUACUGGAUGAUUUGUUAUGUUUUUAUCUCACACUCCUGUCAACUUACACACUGAAGAAGCACACACCAAGUCGACCGAGCCAGUGGAAUUUAACUGGCUGGUUUUGUCUUCCCGUCAUGGUUUCCAUUAUAUGCUGCCGUCAGGCACUCCACCAAGGACUCUGUUACGUAACACACACACACACACACACACGUCCACGAUCCUCUGUUUGGGUUUGUUGUUGAAGGAUUAUUGAAUGUACCAGCAAAUAUAUGAUUGUUUUAUGAAAGCGUUUGAAGCAUUUCAUUAGAAUGUAUCUUCUUGUCCGUAGCCGCUUUAUACCGGAAACACUACUUUCUAGACCACAUUAAGAAAUAAGAAUAUGUAGUUUAACCAUGAAAUACUGCCUGUGGUGGGACGCAUUCACAAAUGUACAUUUUCAUUCAUUAUCUAUUGGACAAGGCUGUCUGUUAGUUUAAAUAUCAGGUGUAGGUCCAGCUAUGCAUCACCUGCAUUGUGGACAUGAAGGUGGAGGAUGUUUGUGAUUCUGGCCAACAGGUGAGGCCUAAUGAGACCUAAUGAGACCUAAUGAGGCCGCACAACACAUAAGAUCAUCAACUUCUGAUGCUCUCCUUGUCUUUAUGUCAACACUUGGAAUUUCUUCUGUCCUCUUGUCUCACACACACACACACACACACACAUAACAAACACUGUCUCCAGCUUCCCUUUUGUUUGGUCGGCAUGGCGACAAGAUACAGCAAGUGACAUUCGUUUUUUUUCUGGCUGCACAGCCCGACAGGCAGUUUAUCUGAAGCUAAACCAUCUUUUCUUACAGAAAAAACUGAAAGUACAAAGAUAUAGAGGUGGUGUUCUCUCAGUUGUGUGUGUUUACAGUGUGUCAAUGACAACUCUGGUAGGAAAAAAUAGUGGGAAGAAAUUUUAAGAUCCAGAAGAACUUGGUGUACAACAUUGAGUAGCAUGGAUUAUUUCACGUGUGCGCAAUUUCCUAAUAAUUGGGAGUCAAUCAAAGCUAUCCUAUAUUUCAAUUUGUUCUCUGGCCCCAUUUGUUUUCCUCCGUUUGUGUAAAUGUUCCUAUAUUUCAGUUCAUCCUUCCACAGAAUGAGGAGACUCGAGGAAGUCUGUUUUUAAUGUUCAGCUUUUGAGAAAUGGGAACAGUAUUGAAUACAGCACACGACUCAGUUUUUUUCCUAUUGUAUACGAUCGUGAUCUUAUAUCUGUACUAUUGUGCGUAUAUGUGGGGGAGUAUCAAAAUAUUGUAAACUAUAUCCAGCAGAAAUAAUGGCAUUGCUAUUUUGUAAUAUAAAAUAAUUGUAAGUAUGA
This is a messenger RNA of Pungitius pungitius (ninespine stickleback), 4591 nucleotides long. It is a transcript of the gene rnf150a, whose product is annotated as ring finger protein 150a. The transcript has 7 exons. The coding region runs from base 258 to 1544 and encodes 428 amino acids. The record is from RefSeq and is a predicted model, not a curated record. NCBI's taxonomy places the organism in Eukaryota, Metazoa, Chordata, Actinopteri, Perciformes, Gasterosteidae.